Messenger RNA from Scatophagus argus, 8043 nucleotides. It is a transcript of the gene stab2, whose product is annotated as stabilin 2. The transcript is spliced from 69 exons. Lineage: Eukaryota; Metazoa; Chordata; Actinopteri; Scatophagidae. Gene Ontology annotation, biological process: cell adhesion. Gene Ontology annotation, molecular function: calcium ion binding; hyaluronic acid binding. Bases 108 to 7760 code for a protein of 2550 amino acids. The record is from RefSeq and is a predicted model, not a curated record.
GGAGGACUGACGGAGGAGGAGCAAGGGGAAGGAUGAGGAGCUGAAAAGGAGGAGUGACACUGAGAGGCUGAUCACAGAUCAGCUGAGAGCCUCAGAGGACACAAGUCAUGCAGUCCAUUCAGAGUUUAAAGGUGCUGUUUCUCCCUCUGCUGCUGCUGGACGUGAUGAAGAUGAGCUCAGCUGCACCACAGCAGAACUUCUGCCACAACUCGACGGUGCUGAGGACUCGGACGGCGUGUCACUCCUGCAGCAUCAGCAUGCUGAUCCCCUGUCCGUCAGGAUACAAACAGACGCCCAGAUCCACGGCCCAGGACUGCAAGUACAACAUCAGGACUGCCAGCAUGAAGCUGGCCUUCAGCGGCUGCUCCUUUGAGUGCUACAGGGAGGUGGAGGUGAGGAGCUGCUGUCCAGGCUACUGGGGUCCAGACUGCAUGGAGUGUCCCGAUCGGGCCGACGUGCCCUGCAGCAACAGAGGGGUGUGUUCUGACGGACUGGGAGGAAAUGGAACCUGCAGCUGUCAGGUGGGCUUUGCAGGGACAGCCUGUGAGGACUGUGCCCCUGGUCAAUACGGUCCCACCUGCAGUUCAGUGUGCUCGUGUGUCCACGGUCUGUGUGACUCAGGGUUAAAAGGUUCUGGGAGCUGCAUCUGUUUCUCUGGAUACAAGGGUCCCAAGUGUGAUCAAGAGCUACCUGAGUGUGCGGCUCUCGGCUGUCAGCAGAACUCUCGCUGUAUGGAAGAAGCUCUGACGGGGCAGCUGGUGUGUCAGUGUCUGCCUGGUUACCAGAAGUCCGGAGCUCAGUGUCUGUCCAUAAACCCUUGUCUCCAGCGGGUCUGUCACGCCCAGGCCACCUGCGUCCAUACCGGUCCAAACCAGCACCUCUGUGCCUGUAACGAGGGAUACAGCGGGGACGGACGGGUCUGCAUGGCCAUCGAUUCGUGUCAGACCAAAUCGGGAGGCUGCUCGUCUGAUUCUGCACGCUGUGUCUAUGACGGACCAGGAAAGUCUCACUGUGAGUGUCUCCCUGGUUUUGACCACCUGUUGAACGGCCGCUGCAGCCUGAAGGAUUCCUGUCGACCCGAUUCCUGUCACAAGGACGCCAACUGCACCACGGUGGGACCAGGACGAGUCGAGUGCACCUGUCUCCAGGGUUACCUCGGUAACGGUAAAGUUUGCUAUGGAAACAUCAUUCAGCGCCUGAGAGACCUGAACACAGAACCCGGAGGCCAGUGGACCGGUCAGCUGAGCAAUGCCAUCACUCUGUUCAGUUCUCUUUCGUGGCCUCUGCAGAAUUUGGGUCCUUUCACUCUUUUUGUCCCAAUCAACAAAGGCUUCAGAGGAACUCCAGUGAGGAGUCUGACAGCGGACUUGUCCAAAGCUAAGUACCUGUGUAAGAUGCACCUGGUAGCCGGGGUGAUGCCCUUUGACACGCUGAAGAAAACGGACGUCUUUUACACUCUGACUGGAAAAUCAGCCGAGACUGACACGUCAGAGGGGGACAGUCAAACUAAAAUCCGUAUCCACGGCAGCAGGAAGAAAGCUGUGAUCGUCCAGCCUGAUGUCGUGGCAUCAAAUGGAAUGAUUCACAUCAUCAGUAAGCUGAUGGACAGCGUUUCACCCACUGUGGAGAGUGACACGCAGGAGAACAUGAUGAAGAUCAUUUCUGACUACGGCAAGUUUGACAAGUUCAAAUCUUUAUUGGAGAAAGCUGACCUGGUGUCAGUUCUGGACCAUCCUGGUCCAGUCACCGUCUUUGGUCCCGUCAGUUCAGCCUUUGAUGCGAUGACUGAGGGACACCUGGAGUACCUGAGCAGUGCUGAAGGUCACAACAAGCUGGUGGAGCUGCUCAGGAACCACAUCGUCCUGUCCACCGCGCUGGAGGUCAGUAACGUGGUGUCGAGCCCCAGAGUUGUGACGAUGGCCAAUCAGGUUGUGAUGAUCAACGUGACAGAACAUGGUCAGAUUUUGGUGAAUGGAGCAGCCGUGCUGGAGGCAGCAGUGGAGGCUAAAAAUGGACGUCUUUAUGUCGUGGAUGGAGUUUUGACUCCACCCUCCAUUGAACCUGUGCUGCCCCACAGGUGUGACACCACUGAGAGCAAAAUCAUCAAGGGCGAGUGUGUCAGCUGCUCAAAAGUCAAAGUGACUCAGUGCUCGUCUGGAGUUUAUACGGGCUCGUCCACCUUCGGAUGUGCUUAUUCUCUGUCCAUCGGCAGAUCAGCUGUUCGCAUCCCGGCAACAGGCUGCUUUCCUCUGUGCAACACGACUGUCGUGACUCCAGCAUGUUGUAAAGGUUUCUACGGUCCGGACUGCAGACCCUGUCCGGGUGGAUACCAGACGCCGUGCUCUGGACGUGGUCAGUGUCUGGACGGGAUUGGAGGAAACGGAUCAUGUGUCUGUGAUUCAAACUUCAGAGGCUCUCGCUGUCAGUACUGCUCUGCCUCCAAAAAAUACGGUCCAAACUGUGACAGAACCUGUCCCUGUAUCCACGGACAGUGUGAUAACCGUCCAGACUCGGACGGAAGGUGCAAACUGGACUCCUGUCUGCCGGGUUUCACUGGUCGGUUCUGCGAUCGCAGGACGGCAGCCUGUGGGGUUCAGGCUCAGUUCUGUCACGCCCACGCAGAGUGCGACUUCAGCCAGGCAACCACCAGGUGUGUGUGUAAACCUGGUUACCAAGGCGACGGCAUCACCUGUGUGGAGUCGGACCCCUGUGCUCCACCUCGCCGAGGGGGCUGCAGCCCAAACGCCAAAUGUAUAAAGACAGCACCAGGGUCUCACUCCUGUCAGUGUCUGACAGGAUGGAGGGAGGACGGAGACGAGUGUCAGCCAAUCAACAACUGUAAUGGUCCUGACAGAGGAGGCUGCCACUCCAACGCCACCUGCAUCUACAUCGGACCCGGGCAGAGCGACUGCUCAUGUAAAGCUGGCUACAAAGGAAACGGGCGAGACUGUGAAGCCGUUAAUCAGUGUGUGACUGCAAACGGAGGCUGUCACUACUUUGCCAGCUGCCGCCUGCUGUCCUCUCAGUGGACAUGUGUGUGUGAUGACGGAUACGUGGGAAACGGACAAAUAUGUUAUGGGACGGUGGAGCAGGAGCUGAUGGUUCUGCCAGACACCUCCGAGUUCUCCGCAUGGACGACCGAGUCUGGUCUGUCCUGGUCUCUGUCAGAUCAAAACAUCACCCUCCUGGUUCCGUCUUCAGCUGCCAUCUCUAAAAUGUCUUCAGAGGACAAAAGUUUCUGGACCAUGAAGGGAAACCUGCCAAGUCUCAUCAGAAAUCACAUGAUCCCUGGUCACCAUCCAGUAUCCAGCCUGAGCAACAUUUCUUCUCUGACUUCCCUUCUCAAGACAACACUUCCUGUUUCAGUGACUAAUGAAGUGAGUCCCCAGCUCCCAGCUGUGGGUGGAGCGGCCAUCACCACACCGAAUGUAGCUGCUACCAACGGGCUGAUCCACAUCAUCGAUACGGUUUUGGUUCCAGACAGGAAGCUGAGUGAAGGUCUGCUGGCAAUUCUUGCUCUGCAGCCUGACUUCUCUCUAUUCAGAUCCUAUCUCAUCGAUUAUAACCUGACGGACGAGGUCGAACAGAUGGACGGGUUCACCGUCUUUGCUCCAACAGACGCCGCCAUCACGGAUUACCUCAAGAAAAUGGCUGCAGCUGCCCUGGAUGUGAAUACAACUCGAUACCACGUGGUGGCGUCAGAGCGUCUGCUGAAGACCGACCUCCAGCUCGGAGGAUACAAACAAACGCUGCUCGGAUUCUCCUUCCAGCUCGGCAUCUUCCCCCGUGCCGGAAAGCUGUUUGUAAACGACGCUCAGAUCAACUCCUCCAACAUCUUGAGCGGUAAAGGAGUGAUUCACGGACUGUCGGCUGUCCUGCACAUCAACAGGAACCGCUGUGAUGAGGCCCGAUACCAGAAAGUCAUGGGAACCUGUGUGGACUGUUUGUUCCCACAGAGUAAAAUCUGUCCCAACAACACGGUCCCAGAUAAGUCAGCGAAGAGGAGGAAAUGCAUGUUCACUCGGAUGUUUGAAGAAGAGCGACUCCUGACCAUCGGCUGCAGGGCCACCUGCCUCCAGGAGGACAUCGUGUUGAAGUGCUGUGGAGGGUUUUUCGGGGAGCGCUGUGAGCCGUGUCCUGGUCCGAAGGGUCAGCCCUGCUUCGGAAACGGAAACUGUUUGGACGGGACUAACGGGACCGGAGUCUGUCGGUGUAACAGAGGCUUCAAUGGGACAGCCUGUGAAACAUGCGAGAGCGGCAAAUAUGGAGUCCACUGUGAUCAGGAGUGUGGCUGUAGAAAUGGCCGCUGCAGUGAGGGGUUAAAGGGCGACGGGACGUGUGAGUGUGAAGUCGGCUGGAGAGGAAUCCUGUGUGACGAAAAAAUUGAAUCCAAAUCUGAUGAACUGUGUGGCUCAUUGAAAUGUCACACCAGUGCAAACUGUGUGAUCAGACCGUCCGGCCCUCAGUGUCUCUGUGCUGCAGGAUUUGAAGGAAACGGAACUUUCUGUCAAGCUGUAGACCCGUGUGUGAAGGCUAAUGGAGGCUGCAGUCUGUAUGCAGUGUGUAAGAGGACUCGACCCGGCAGAAGGGUCUGUGUUUGUAACAGCGGUUACGCUGGCGAUGGACUCGUGUGUGUUGAAAUAAAUCCCUGUCUGGAAGGAAACGGGGGGUGCCACACCAACGCAGACUGUGUUCACGUUGGACCGAACGAAACUUCCUGUGUCUGCAGUGAAGGUUACUCAGGUGAUGGACAGAACUGCAAGAUGAUCAACUUGUGUAGAAAGAAAAACGGCGGUUGUCACGACUACGCCAGGUGUAACAUGACGGGUCCAGGCAUUCGUACCUGCACGUGUAACCGUAACUACAUUGGAGACGGUGUCACCUGUAAAGGCACCGUGGGGAAGGAACUCUUGAAGAGGAAGCUGAGAGACUUCUACUUCGGUCUGAUGGUGGUGGAAAUUUCUCUGAUGGGUCGUGGGCCGUUCACUGUCUUUGCUCCCACUCCUGACGCCUUUGCAGCAGAAAGAAACGGAAAGAUGAAAUCAUUGAUGUCAGAUAAACAUAAAGAACUAUUUGCUGAGAUUAUGCGUAGCCACGUCGUCAUGUGUCACACCCUGCUGUCAGCUGACCUGAGCCGACCCCGAAACCUGACAUCUCUAUCGGGACUCGUCCUGACCACUGGGUUCAGCCAGGGCAACAUCUUAAUCAAUCAGGCUAACGUGACGUACAGUGACGGCAUCAGCGUCAAUGGGAUCUUCCACGAGAUUGACAAGGUUCUGUUUCCUCGUGACAUCGACUCAAACAAAGAGCCAGUUGUUCCUCUGAACCUGACUGAUGUGGCUGAACGUCACGGUUAUAAAACCUUCUACAAACUGCUUGAGCACACAGGUGUGAUGGACCUGGUCAACGAUGGGCUGCACCAGCCAGUGACCAUCUUUUUGCCCUCAGAUGAUGUCAUGGCAUCUCUGCCGCAGGAGCAGAAGGACUUCCUGUUCCACCGAGACAACCGACCACAGCUGGUGGAGUACCUGAAGUACCACAUCCUGCAGGCCCAGAAGGUUUACGCUGAAAAUUUGAUCCAUCUGGACUCUGCUCGGACCAUGCAGGGUUCACCACUCUCAUUCAGCUGUGGAGGCAUGGAUGACAUUGGAGAAAUCUUUGUAAAUGAUGGAAAGUGUCGGGUUGUUCAGAGACACCUCAUAUUUAAAGGUGGGAUGGCCUACGGGAUCGACUGCCUGCUGACUCCACCCAGCCUCGGAGGACGCUGUGAUCAACACACAACCUUUGACCUUCAAAUGAGCUGUGGACUGUGCACCCUGUCAACUACUCGCUGUCCCAAAGGGUCCAAAACAAAGGAGGUACAAAAGUGUGAUCUUCCCACCAUGUUUGUCUCUAAAAACACCGGCUGUCGCAGCACCUGCACAGUCAACGUCUGGCAGCCAAAGUGUUGUCAUGGUUACUAUGGACGAGACUGUCUGGUCUGUCCUGGGGGGAUUGGCUCUCCCUGCAGUAAUCGUGGCCAAUGUGACGAUGGUCACCUUGGUAACGGUACCUGCACCUGUGAUGUGGGUUUUGGGGGCGUGGCCUGUGAACUGUGCAGUGAGGGUUUCUAUGGUCACACCUGUAAAGCCUGUAACUGCUCUGAACACGGGUCAUGUGACGCUGGACGUAAAGGUACAGGUUCAUGUUUCUGUGAGGCCGGCUGGACUGGAGAACACUGUGAGGCCCCGCAAGCUGAAGUCUUUCAGUGUUCUCCACCCUGUUCUCUAAAAGCCGUCUGCCAGGAAAACAACACCUGUGUGUGUCGGCCAUUUUUCGAAGGAGACGGAUUCACCUGUACAGCUGUGGACAUGUGUCAGUUCUGGAAUGGUGGUUGUGCUAAAGGAGCUACAUGUUCUCAGAAAGGAGAAAAGGUGAGCUGCACCUGUCCUAAAGGUCACACUGGUGAUGGCUUCACCUGUCAGCCCAUCGACCCAUGUGUCUCCGGGGACAGCGGGGGCUGCCAUGAACACGCCAUCUGCACCAUGACGGCUCCGGGGAAGAGGAAGUGCAGCUGUAAGGACAACUACAUAGGAGACGGACUCACCUGCGAGCUCAAACAGCUGCCAACUAGCCGCUGUCUCCAAGAUAAUGGACGAUGUCAUCAAGACGCUAAGUGUACCGACCUCCACUUUGAAGAUGCGAAGCUCGGUGUCUUUCACUACCGUUCAGAGAAAGGACAGUACAAAAUGAACUACGCUGCAGCUCAGCAGGCCUGCACUGCACAGGGAGGCAGCUUGGCUACAUACAAUCAGCUGUCCUAUGCUCAGCAGGGCGGGAUGAACAUGUGUUCUGCGGGCUGGUUGGACCAGGCCCGGGUGGCAUACCCCACCACCUAUGCCAACCCCCUCUGUGGCUUUGGACACGUGGGCAUUGUGGACUAUGGCAUCCGCAAAAACCUGAGUGAGACCUGGGACACUUUUUGCUACCGAAUGAAGGAGGUGAAGUGUGAGUGCAAGCCUGGUUAUGUUGGAGACGGUUUCAUCUGUACUGGGACCCUGCUGCAGGUCCUUGAAUCCACACCAACCUUCUCCAACUUCCUCACACAAAUCUUGAACUACUCUCAGGUAUCUGAGUCCGGGAAGCACUUCUUGAAGCAUCUCAGUAACCUGACGGUCCAGUCAACGCUGUUCGUUCCCAACAACAACGGCCUACCUGACAAUCAGACUCUGUCUCAGCGGGACAUCGAGUUCCACCUGUCGGAGGGUCAGGCUCUUCCUGUCAGCCAGCUGAAGAAUGGCAGCAGGAUCAGAACUCGUGUCGGCAGCCUGACUGUCCUUGGAGUCCCUGACCUGCUCAACCCCUCAGCUCUGUCGUCCUGUUACAUCAACAACCGCUUUGUCACUGACUCAGACAUCCUGGCAUCAAACGGGAUCAUACAUGUUCUCCAGGGACCACUGAAAGCCCCGCCUCCUCGCCAAAAGAUGCACGUGGCCCAUAAGGCAGGGAUGGGAGUCGGUGUGGUGCUGCUGACAGUCCUGGUGGCUGGAGUUGUCUUUGUUGGAUACCACUUCUACAGCCACAACACAAAACCCUUCCAGUUCCACUACUUCAAGGAGGACGAAGGCGAGGAGGAAGCUCCACCCGCAGACUGCAGUCGCAGCAUCUGUAACCCGGUUUACGAAGCCGCUCCAGAAGAUGCCGAGUCGAACAUCUCUGAUGUUACGGACAAACACGACGUGGUGAACGGAGGCUCGUACGACCUCCUGCAGGACAGCUGAGAGGGAAGCUGCUGAUGCUGCUCACUGCUGGACUGGAACAAACUGCUUCUAUACCUCUGAGGACUGACAGUCCUCCAACCUGCCUCAAACAGUGUUUUAUCAUGGACUUAAGCACUGUGUUUAUUUCUUAUUGACAAAUCUUUGACAGCAGUGAUCUCAGGUUUGUCUAGUGCAGAAAUGAACUGCUUCCUAAACGAGACAUUUGAAGCCUCCUCAGUUCUCGGCUGCCUGCCACUUCAGGAAAAAAAAAAAAAAAAAAAAAAAAAUCAACACUAAUGAUGUG